AUGGGAGGUUCUGAUCGAUGGGUUUCAGGAUUGGACUUUCCUGGGUCAGCCCUUGUGGAGGUAUCCGUCGCCGGAGCUCGCUUCCUGCCGGCCAUUGCUGUCGCGUACCGCGUCCGGAGGAAAAAUGGUGAGCUUGAACAUGCCCUCUCCGCCAACUUGAGUUUGGUCCUCUUGCUUCUUCUUCAGUAUGGCCUCACGGAUUCUUUUGGCGGACCCAGCUGCAGAUCUACAACAGUAAACGUCCAACAACUUCAGGCUCGGCACAUCCGCCAGCCCAAUUGGUAUCUCCCCAAGCUCCACACAGUUCUUCAGCUCGAGCCGCCUGAGCCUCGGGAAGUGAUGUCCCGGGCCUUCCACACGACCAGAUCUGUCCGCCCAAUAAACAGCACUUCCAGGCGGCGGAAUCCCCCAUCAGCCGCCUCCCAAUACUUUCCCUUGAAAGCCCGAUUCAUCAGCUUCAGCACCUCGAGGCUCCAUAGAGCGGAUACGGUGUCCGUAGAGUGGCUUAGAGGAGACAAACUCCACAACGUCGGAGUGGAUGCAGAGCCGACGAUAUUUCUCCAGAUCACAAACAAGAGGGUAGAAGCACCCCUCGCUCGACUUUUUAAUCUCCUGGAGGAAAUUUUCUCCCUCAUUCCCGGCCUUAGUCUUGCAGAACUCACGGAGCAUGUCGUGGAUGAGGCACGUCUUGACCUUGCCAUUGGGGUUCCUCUUUUCGACCCUAAUUAA
This is a messenger RNA of Striga asiatica, 729 nucleotides long. The record is from the annotation of a GenBank genome assembly. NCBI's taxonomy places the organism in Eukaryota, Viridiplantae, Streptophyta, Magnoliopsida, Lamiales, Orobanchaceae.